Molecule: messenger RNA, 3426 nt
Organism: Sordaria macrospora k-hell
Lineage: Eukaryota; Fungi; Ascomycota; Sordariomycetes; Sordariales; Sordariaceae
Source: RefSeq, a predicted model, not a curated record
AUGAAUCCAGGCGUCCAACACCCAAAAGUACACACUAAUCACUGGAAUGUUGAACAACGGCAUCGUGCCUUACCGCCGCCAUCAUCAGCCCACCUUGCUGCAUUCGAAGAUCACUCGCAGUCGUCCUAUCCUGCCGUCACCGACUCGUAUCCAACUAGCGGCGGCCCUUACGAGGUGUCGCCAACAGCGAAACGGGUAAGGAUAUCAGGCGUCCUAGCAUCUUCGUCGGCUGCAGGCUGGGCCACAGGUCAACAGCAUGGCCAAGCUCAUGAUGCAGCAGAACUAGGGCCAUCUGCUGAAACGGACCCAGGAGUUCCCAAGUCCGGUUACCGUGAGAAGAAGAAUGACGAUAUCACGGUGAAGAAGUCGUCCAACGCAACAUCGCAAAGCGGCGGUGGAGGCGGCGGCACGAACAACAGCAGCAGCAAUGUCAACGCUAAUAACAACAGCAACAAGUCUCGCCGGGUCCGCACUGGGUGUCUAACCUGCCGUGGCCGCCACCUCAAGUGCGAUGAAGCCUUCCCGGAAUGCAACAACUGCCGAAAGAGUUGUCGUAAAUGCAAACGGGGUCUACGCCUGAACUUCAUCGACACCCGAGUCAAAAGUCCACCAUUUGUGCCGCCCACGUUGGAGUGGUCAGUACAAUUUCAAGACGAGUCGCGGCUGAUUGCGUCGGAGUAUCAAGGCGGAUUGGGACGCUAUCCCCGGCUUCUGGAUCAGAACACAGUCGUCGUCGUCACGCCUCCUCCUCCUCAUGAGACAGACCUGAAUGCCGCGCUCCGCGUUGUCGUUCAAACUCACCAGAAACAGGAUGCCGGUGCCGGCAAGACCUACCGCCUGACGACGACGGACACCGACGUCGCUCAUCCUCCUCCUACUCCGGGCCUCGGUGAGCAGCAGCAGGAAGUUGGAAUCGACAAUGACAGUGCUGCUGCUGCUGCUGUCGCUGCUGCUUCUGGAUUGAUAAUAAAACUCCCCCCUGACCAGCAGACUUAUGAUGGAAGUCAGUUAUUCCAGCCUCAAGAUUUGCACUUGCCGAAUGAUAGUGACAAUCCCUUUACGAUGCGCGUCAAGAUCUCACAGCAAUACACAUCAAAGGAUGGAUGGGCAUCGCAAGCCCAUGGGUACAGGAGGAGCGAGGUAUCAAGUACAGUGCCUUCUUUUCCUCAACAUGGCCAUCGCCGUCGGUCAACACAACAGCACACUGUCCCUUUGGCAACCUACGGACUUCAAGCCAGUCAAACACAGCACGCACCCGAAACCAUGGCAAUAAGCUCGACAGCGAGGACUACUGCACUCGAGAAACCGACUGUCGAGCGGGACUACCUUAGCACCGACACCGAAAUCCAUCUCAUGCAGGUGUUCAUCAGCGAAGUUGCUCCCUGGAUGGACAUCCUCAACAAAGACAAGCAAUUUUCCAACAUGAUGCUCGACCUAGCCCUCAAAUCGCCCAUGCUUCUCAAUGCGCUUCUGGCCUGUGGAACCAUGCAUCUCUCUCUGACACAACAACAACAACACUCCUCUCACUCUUCCCAGCCUCCCGGUACCAGCAACAGUAAUGUCACCAACAACAACAAAGAAACACAGUGUGCGUACUACUAUGAUCUCGCAACCAUGGAACUCUGGCGCAACCUCGAAAACACCAGCACCACCCCAUCAUCGGACCGUAAUGCAGCCGAGUGUGCCACCACGGCUACUGUGCUCAAUGCGUACGACAUAAUGAUGAGAAUGAACAGCGGCAGCGGGAACCCGUCCCCGUUAUCGAGAUCUCAGCAGCAGCAGCAGCGGGUAGUGGUAGGAGCAGCAGAUUACCAAUACCACAUCGCCGGCUGCGCCAGGGCGCUGGUAAAAGAAUGCGUCGGGUGGAACGCGAACUCAAACUCCAUGUCCGCGCUGGGAACUGGGACUGGGACUGGUACUGGGACUGGUACUGGUGUGGGGGAAGCUUGUUUCUGGUUUAACGCGUGCAUGGAGGUGCUUGGUUGUUUGCAGCCGGGGCUGGUGGCGAUGAACUGGAACAACAACUCGAUGAACUCGUGGCAACAGACCCCAACCUCACCGAGUCCCACCGUUUCUGUCUCCGUUUGGGAUCCGGAUCAGUGGGGGUUGGAUGUUAAUGUUGAGCGAUGGACUACUGCAACAACUGCAACUGCAACUGCAAAUGCUACCGGAAGUAAUACGACGGUGGGCAUGGGAAUGGGAGUUGGUAACGGUAACGGUAACGGCAACAGCAGCGGAGAACAAGAGCUCUGGGCGCAACGCAUCCUCUACGUCCUCGCCAAAGUCGUCAACUUUUGCUCUGCAACUGCAACCAACAACAGCGUCUCACGCUACCAGGAGACAAUGGUCUCGCCUCACGACGAACAGAUGCGUCUCCAGAGGCGAUUCACAGAGUGGAAGAGCCUUAACGACAUGUGCGACGUGUGGAAAAGUAACUGUCCUCGCUCGAUGCGGCCGUACGGGUAUGCUCACUCGUCGAGCAAUGGGUCGUUAUUUCCUAAUGUUUGGCUCAUCAAACCCCCCGCCCUCAUCGCCCGCCUCUUCUACCACGUAGCCAUGUGCAUCCUCGCCCAAGUCAACCCGGUAACUCCCCGCGACAGCGACGCCAACCGCGAGCUGCAGCAACAUCACGCGCGGCAGGUGUGCGGGAUCGCCGCGCAUAACAAAGAUCGCGCCGUGGCGCCGGUAGUGACACGUUGCGUUGCUACGACGGGCGGUGUGCUUUCCGAUCGAGCUGAGCAAGCGGAAGCGUUGGCGAUUCUGGAUAGGGUCAGCAACGAGACGGGGUGGAGGGUGGGUACGAGUGUGGUGGGUGAUAUGAAGAGGGCUUGGGAAUGGGGAGGAGGUGAGGCUGUUGAGGGGGGUUCGUCAACCGGUGCUGGCAAUGGAAAUAACAAUAAUGUUGGAGGAGGCUUCGCUUCAGCUCUUCUCGGUGGUGGUGGUGGUGACGCCACAACCUCAUCAUCAACAGCAUCAACAGCAUCAUCAACAACCGUCAACAACCAGGAUCUCUUCUUCCAACAAGCAAGCAGCAGCAGCAGCAGCAGCAGCAACAUAACCAGUACCAACAACACAGCAGCAGCAGCAGCAGCAACUUCUUACUCAAACUCGCCUACUAUACCCAGCUUGACGACGACGGCAGCUCCUCCUCCAAGCCGGUUCCAAACGCACCACCACUACCACCACCACCAAAGCCGACCUAGUCCGCCUCCUCCGGGUCCUCCUCCCGCUAUGAGCGUCGGUCCACAGACAUACCAGGGAUGGUAUCAACAGGCGCCACCGCCACCUGUUAACAUGAGCUCUGCCAGAAGAGAAAGUAUGUGUUCGCAGCAGCAGCAGCAGCAGCAGCAAAUGGGUGCCACUGGAGGUGGAGGGACAGGAGGGACAGGAGGGAACUCUUCUUCUUCAUCUUUGGGAUGGGGUUAG